AUGACUGCCCGACGCUACAUGAUUAUCCGAUCUCUUCCCCGGCUGAAACAUCUGACACUUGGAGUCACUUACGAUUUCUUCGAGGCAUUGGAACCUCGUUUCUCGUGGACAUGUGCGUAUGAAAAGAAGGACUUGAACAAGGUCCUGAAGGGAUUUGCCUGGAUCAAGGACAUUGCAGGACUGCUGACAUUCAGAGUCGCCGCAGCACGUCUCAAGACCAAUUUCGCACGCUCCGGGAUCAGACUUCUGGUCUCCGGCGUCCUCUACGCCACGAUCCCGACCGCAUCCGAACGAAUUCGCAUCAUCUUCGCUCUCCCCGAUAUCACGCAGCCGCCGCCUAGCAUCUCCCCGGUACUGUCCAACUUCGCCUCCUUACCGCUCGUCAUCUCCUCAGUAUCGCGCAACAUCGCCUCCACUCUACCCGACGUCAUCCACUUACAAUCCAAUGUCACCACGUUACAACUGUGCGUCGUCGCCUUCGUACUGCCCAGCAUCUCCGACGAACAAUCGGACAUCGUCUCCGCAUGGUCCGACUUUACCUCGCUACUGUCCAGCAUCCCCUCCCUCUUCACACUCGGCCGCCCCCAUAUCACCAGGUCACAAUCCAACAUCACCUGCCCCUACCACCCCGUUGGUAUCCCCGAGCACAGCUCCAUGCGCCUCGAACUCACCAAAGUUCUGUCCAACAUCACCUGGCUACUGCGGAGAUUCGCCAUCGCUUUGUCGGACAUCGUCCAAGGCUUCCUUGGCUGGCUAGAGAAGACGAAGAAGCCGAAGACAGAAGCCACAGAUGCUGCGAAGAAGAUCUGCGAGCGGAAUCGAUCCACCGCUGGCAGCGCAAGCCGAGGAUUGGACACUGAUGUUCCAUUCCUGGACAUUGCGCAGACUCAAAGGAACUUCGUCGAGGGCAGCCCUCUCAGCAAGAAGAUGGAGCCGAAAACUCCGAACGGCGGCCGCAAGCGUCGUAUCGACUCAUCGGAUAUCAUCGAUGAUGAUGUUACCUCGAAGAAGAGGCGCAUCACGAAGGGGAAAGGCAUCACUGACCAGGACAGUCGAUCCCACAUUACCGCAGACUCCUCGCCUCCAGAACAGAUCAAGCAAGGCGACGCUACCGUGCGAAAAGUUGGAGCUGGGAAAGAAGAGUCCUGGCUGACCCUCGCCCGCGCCGCGUCACUUCAACUCUGUCCUCCAAAUCCUCACUUCAUCCAGCCACAAGACACUCUCUGCACAAGAUCAGGAAAGCAUCCUUCCCAGAACAACAUGCCGACCAAUCUCGACAUCGAGAAAUGCUUGCGACGCACAGUACUACGAUUAUGGGAUGACUGGGAUCCAGAAGCGAAAUUCGACAUCGACAUAGUGCGCGAAGAAGCCGAGAAGACACUCGGCGUUGGAAAAGGAUACUUCAUUGACGAUCUGUUCUGGAAUGUGAAGAGCAAGACGAUCAUACUUGCUGCCGCGGAUGUGCUGUGGUGCUCAUCUGAGAAGUCGCCACCACAAAGCGCCGACUGCUUCCUUCUUGGGCUUCCUCUGGAAAUCCAGAACAUGACAUUCAAAAUGGCAUUUGUCACAUCACACACAAUCCUCCGCACAAUCUCAAUCGUCGGGUGGGCGGAGUCUCAAGCGGAAUCGACCGAAGACGAUAUCAGAGAUGAGUACGGGCAAUGCGAGCUAGAGACGUUCCCGAGGAUCGGAUCAUUCCCUCCGCUUCAGGUCGAGAAGUUCCUGGUCUCAAAGGCAUUUUCUGAAACCGCUGCCAAGGCCUACGUGCAAGACCAAUGGAUUGAUCUCAGCUCGUCGAGGGUCUUCUCAGGAAGGACAAUUGCCGAACAGCCACGAAGCAUCUUGUGUAGAUGGGCUACCAAGAUACACAUCAGCGCAUCUUGGUCGGUUCAUGCCAAUGUCUUGUCAAGCGAACACUUCAGGAGUCUUAAGUGGCUGAAGGUGAAGGUGCAUCCAUCUUACUUUCGUUCUCGUCACGAUGUGUUCGAGGAAGAUCCGGACGAGGAUGCCUUCCAGCGCGGAGAGGCCUUGGAUGUUAUCUUGAGCGAUGCGCAAAUACUCUGGUGUGAUGUUGCGCAUGACCUGGGAGGUAUUCGCGGCCUGAACAGCAUCAAGCUCUUGACAGCCACUGACGAAGAGCUCACUGCCUUCGUGUCCACAAAACUUGGCAAACUCUACGUUGACAUGACGCUGGAAUCCCUCACCCCGGCUGAGACCAAAACAUGGCAGUCGAAUCUGGAGAGAUUGGAGGAGCUCGUCAAGGCUCAGGUCACACAGCCCAACACUGUUGCCGUGGCGAAGCUUAGAUCGCGGGAAGAUCCAGAUGACUGGGAGUACCAUUGCUUCGGCCGCGAAAUGACUGUUGAGAGAUACAUCAACAGUGCAAGGAGAUCGUGGGCAUGA
Zymoseptoria tritici IPO323 is the source of this 2403-nucleotide messenger RNA. RefSeq lists its product as uncharacterized. The transcript is spliced from 5 exons. Lineage: Eukaryota; Fungi; Ascomycota; Dothideomycetes; Mycosphaerellales; Mycosphaerellaceae. The record is from RefSeq and is a predicted model, not a curated record. The coding region runs from base 1 to 2403 and encodes 800 amino acids.